Messenger RNA from Dothidotthia symphoricarpi CBS 119687, 3645 nucleotides. RefSeq names its product P-loop containing nucleoside triphosphate hydrolase protein. Gene Ontology annotation, biological process: cytosolic ribosome assembly. NCBI's taxonomy places the organism in Eukaryota, Fungi, Ascomycota, Dothideomycetes, Pleosporales, Dothidotthiaceae. Gene Ontology annotation, cellular component: ribonucleoprotein complex; cytosol. Bases 187 to 3450 code for a protein of 1087 amino acids. Gene Ontology annotation, molecular function: GTP binding; ribosome binding; GTPase activity. The record is from RefSeq and is a predicted model, not a curated record. The transcript has 4 exons.
UUUCUGAUCUCACACAAAAAUUCAGUUUGCCCGCGACCAGUGAAUCGCAACUGCCUCUUGCCCUCUCACACGCACCUUCCUUUCAUUUUACCGCAUUUGGUACACGCACGUCGACGGCCCACGCCACCCACUGCUACUCAACCAGCAUUCGCCUUGUUUGAAGCCUAAGCACAGGCAUCAUCCACGAUGGUCGUGGUCCAACCAGAGAAGCUGGUCUCACUGCAGCAGGCAGCCGAGGGCGUAAGAAAUAUCUGCAUCUUAGCUCACGUAGACCAUGGCAAGACGAGCCUCACGGAUGCGCUCAUCGCCACAAACGGUAUCAUUUCGCCCAAGCUCGCCGGCAAGAUAAGAUACCUCGACUCGAGACCAGAUGAGCAGCUGCGCGGUAUCACUAUGGAGUCAUCCGCCAUCUCGCUAUACUUUUCGCUGCUGCGGCGGUCCGCGCCUGAGGCACAGCCAGAACAAAAAGAGUUUUUGAUCAACCUGAUCGACUCGCCAGGACACAUUGAUUUCAGCUAUGAAGUCUCAACAGCAUCGCGUCUCUGCGAUGGCGCCGUCGUGCUUGUAGACGCGGUAGAAGGUGUCUGCAGUCAGACCGUCACGGUUCUGCGGCAGUCCUGGAUCGAGAAACUCAAGCCUCUACUCGUGAUCAAUAAAAUGGACAGGCUAAUCACGGAACUAAAGAUGAGUCCAGGUGAGGCAUACACACAUCUGAGCAAGUUGCUCGAACAAGUAAACGCCGUCAUGGGCAGCUUCUACCAAGGAGAGCGUAUGGAGGACGAUCUCCGGUGGCGCGAGAAGAUGGAAGAACGUCUAAAUGCAGCAGCUGCCGAAAAGACUAACACAAACUCAUCUUCUGUAUUAGAGGAUGGCGACAGCAUUGACACUACCAACACUCCAGCAGAAUACGAGGAGAAAGAUGAUGAAGACAUUUAUUUUGCUCCAGAGAACAACAAUGUCAUCUUUGGCAGUGCCAUUGACGGCUGGGCCUUCACAGUAAAGCAGUUCGCUGGGCUGUAUGAGCGCAAGCUAGGUAUCAAACGCUCCGUCCUUGAGAAGGUGCUAUGGGGCGACUUCUACCUAGACCCAAAGACAAAACGAGUGCUCGGAUCCAAGCAUCUCAAAGGACGCCAUCUCAAACCCAUGUUCGUACAACUAGUCUUGGAGAACAUCUGGGCUCUGUAUGAGGCUACUACUGGAGGUAACAACGGGAAGGGAGAUCCUGCCAUGGUCGAAAAGAUUACAAAGUCUCUCCAUAUCAAACUCCCUCCUCAUAUUCUACGGUCGCGCGACCCUCGCGCCCUCCUGACAGCGCUUUUUGCAGCUUGGCUACCCCUCUCAACCGCUCUUCUGGUAUCCGUCACUGAGUACCUGCCUCCGCCAUCCAAAGCACAAGCUGAGAGGAUGCCCGAACUCAUUGACAGUUCUCCUGGUGCUGAUUACGUCGCCCCAGAGGUACGGGAUGCGAUGACGACUUUCAACACAUCCAAGGACGUUCCUAUGGUGGCCUAUGUCAGCAAGAUGAUCUCGGUACCUGAGAGCGAAUUGCCGCAGAACAAACGACGAGGUGGUGCACUUACCGCUGAAGAGGCUAGAGAACUUGGACGGAAGAAACGCGCUGAGAUAGCCCGUCAGCAAGCCAUCGCAAAUGGUGAGAAUCCCGAUGUUGGUAGUAUCACUGAUGCCCUCAGCUCUGCUGCUAUUGGUGAAACCGAAACUCCCGAGGAACAGACACCUCAGACGAACGAAGACGCGGAGCAUCUCAUAGGUUUUGCUCGAAUCUUCUCGGGCACCUUAAACGUCGGCGACGAAGUGUAUGUCCUGAACCCAAAGUUCACACCCGCAAAUCCACACGCCGCUCCAGAGCCUAAGAAGGUCAAGAUUACCGCGUUGUAUCUUAUGAUGGGCCGCGGUCUGGAGCCUCUGACUACGGUUCCUGCUGGUGUUGUUUUUGGUAUUGGUGGACUUGAAGGUCACAUACUCAAGUCGGGAACGCUCUGUUCACAGUUGCCCGGAUCGAUCAACCUCGCUGGUGUUCAAAUGGGCACCCAACCCAUCGUUCGUGUUGCGCUCGAACCUGAGAAUCCAUACGAUUUGGACAAGAUGAUCAAGGGUCUGAAGCUGCUUGUGCAAAGCGACCCUUGCGCCGAGUACGAGCAACUCCCGAGUGGAGAACACGUCAUUUUGACAGCAGGCGAGUUGCAUCUUGAGCGAUGCAUAAAGGACCUUAAGGAACGUUUCGCCAAGUGUGAGAUACAGGCUGGCGAACCCAUUGUACCUUAUAGGGAGUCGACAGUAGCGGCUGAGGAGAUGAACGCCCCCAAAGACCCGAAUCUGCCACGAGGUACCGUCAUCGGCGUCACUGCAAGCAAGCACGUCUCGGUCCGUCUGCGGGUACGACCUCUACCUCCAAGCGUGACAGAGUUCUUGAGCAAGAACGCGGGUGCUAUCAAGAGGCUGUAUUCUGAGGCCAGGACAGAUGCAGAUCCUCAUCCAGAGGUCGCUGGCGGCGAACAAGAUGGAAUGGAGGAAGCGGAGCAACGAGAGAUUGGACAAUCGCUGAGUCUCGUCGACUUCAAGAAGCAAUUGAACGAUGCUUUCGCCGAAGCAAAGGGUCAGAAAGAGAUAUGGACAGACGUCAUUGAGAAGAUCACAGCCUUCGGACCACGGAGAAUAGGACCAAAUAUCUUAGUCGACACCACCAGUGCCGGUAUAUGCGGCAAGGCGCUACGCGAAUCCGCCUCUCCAGACGCCGACGCCACCCCCGAUCGCUCUACAACCGCCCACACCUUCGCCUCAACCAUAACAUACGCCUUCCAGCUCGCCACCGCUCAAGGACCGUGCUGCGCCGAGCCCGUCCAAGGUAUCGCCGUCUUCCUCGAAGACGUGAACAUCAGCAUCCCCGAAGGCGAAGAGAACUUCCUCGCCCAAGACCGCGGUCGUCUUACCGGCGAAGUCAUCAAAGCCGUGCGCUCCUCCAUCCACCAAGGCUUCCUCGACUGGUCCCCCAGAAUGCUCCUCGCCAUGUACAGCUGCGAGAUCCAAGCCUCCACCGACGUUCUGGGCAGGGUAUACGCCGUUCUGACACGCCGUCGCGGCACAAUUCUCAGCGAGACAAUGUCCUCUUCCAGCGCGUCGACGACGGGAAAUCAAACAUUCACUAUCAGCGCGCUGCUCCCUGUUGCAGAGUCCUUUGGCUUCAGCGACGAGAUCCGCAAACGCAGUUCGGGCUCUGCGUCGCCGCAGCUGCGCUUCGCGGGUUUCGAAAUGCUGAAUGAAGAUCCCUUCUGGGUGCCGUUUACUGAGGACGAGCUGGAGGAUCUGGGUGAGUUGGCGGAUCGCGAGAAUGUCGCUAGGCGGUAUAUGGAUAGGGUUAGGCGGAGGAAGGGGCUGCUUGUGAGGGAGGUGUUGGUUAGGGAUGCGGAGAAGCAGAAGACGCUGAAACGGUAGAGUGGCUGUGGUGAACGGUGGUUGUAUUGGGAUAAAAUGGAAUGACGAUAGAUGUGCAGGGCACGUGAUACGUUGGGGAGAUAUAAAAGUCGCUGGUUCUCAUACUGUGUUCUCCUUCUUCCUGUAUCUAUCUUUUUACGUCUACUUCCCUAUUUUCAAAGACUGAAUGUCGUGGUUCUAUGGCUCGUUUCGUCU